Messenger RNA from Xenia sp. Carnegie-2017, 837 nucleotides. RefSeq lists its product as uncharacterized. The coding region runs from base 1 to 837 and encodes 278 amino acids. The record is from RefSeq and is a predicted model, not a curated record. The transcript has a single exon. NCBI's taxonomy places the organism in Eukaryota, Metazoa, Cnidaria, Anthozoa, Malacalcyonacea, Xeniidae.
AUGACAGCUUUGCCUAGCUUCCCGACGUUCAACUUAGAAGAACCACACCUUAAAAAGCUUAGGGAAAAUAACGUAUCAAGAUUGGAGAAUUUGUUGUUGGUAAUGAACAUUACAAACGCCGCAAGAAAGAAGGCGAUGCUCCUGCACUAUGUCAGUAAAGAAGUUAAUGUGAUAUUCGAAACUUUAGAAAUUGACGAGCCAGAUAGAGAAGAAGAUGUAUUUAGAAAAGCGGAGAAAGCGUUACGAAAUUACUUCACUCCACAGAAGAAUAUAGAAUUCGAAGUUUAUAAGUUUCGUCAAGCGAAACAACUCCCAGGAGAAAACAUAUCCGCGUACUAUACGAGAUUGAAACAAUUGGCUAAAUCCUGCGAAUUUCAUGAAGAAAGAAGAGAGAUAAAAACUCAGAUCAUACAAAAUGGUUUGUCUUCAAAAUUGCGAAGAAAAGCGUUAGCAGACCCCGAAAUAACGAUGGAGAAAUUACUACAAAUGGGAAAAACAAUGGAGAUGUCAAAAACACGAGCAGAAGGCAUCGAAAGCACGAAUCGAAUUUGGCAUAAAAGAAAGCAGUUCAAGACGCCCACGGAAAAAACCUCAAAUGCUUUCGAAUAUUCAUCGAAGCUCAAAUGCAAAUUUUGUGCUCGUGAACAUCGUCCAGGGAAAACAAAUUGCCCGGUUUAUGGAAAGAAAUGUCGACAGUGUUUAAAGUGGAACCAUUUUCAAGUUUGUUGCCAUGAGAAUCGAAGAGGCCAAGAGCGGAUGCAAGACAAUAAUCAAAUUUCUCGCGCUGAAUCAACAAAGCGAAACGCACAGAUAAUACGUAAUCAAGUAAGACCUUGA